AUGACAAACGGUGGCAUGGUUUUCUUCCAAGUUCUAUUCCAAGUCCUAAUGCUUAAGGAAAGCAUCUACGAAAAUUGGAGUAUCAAGAAGAAGGCACUCCUUAGAGCGCAUGACGUUUGGGAGGUUGUGGAGAAAGGCUACGAUGAGCCAAGCGACGAGUCUGCUCUAUCCACAACACAAAAGGAUAGCGUAAGAGAUUUGCAAAAGAGAGACAAGAAGACUCACUUCCUCAUCUAUCAAGCUUUAGAUGAAGAUGGAAGCUCGAGGUUUCAUAUAAGGGAGAAGAGAAAGUUAAAAAGGCAUUAUGCGAAAGAAUGUAGAACACCUAAGAACAAAGUUAAUGAAAGAGUCAACUACAUAAAAGAAAAAGGAGAAGAAGAUGGCACUCUACUUCUAGCAUACAAGGACAAUGAAAAAGGUGAAGAUAAUACAUGGUACAUAGACACCGGUGCAAGCAACCAUAUGUGUGGGAGACGAAGCAUGUUCGUAGAGCUUGACGAAUCAGUAAGCGACAAUGUGUCUUUUGGAGAUGAAUCCAAGAUAGAGAAGAAAGGAUAUGAUAUUCACUUGAAAGAAAAAACUCUUUUCUUAAAAGAGAAUAUUGGUAACGAAGCGUCAAAGCGCCUGAUAUAUAGUUACAGCAAGAGUUUUAAUGCCUUCGCCGCCAUGCUCUCCGAUGAUGAAGCAAAGAAGUUAACUGGCAUGGAAGAACUGGUGUCUGUGUUCCCUAGCAAGCAAAGACAACUUCACACCACAAGAUCAUGGAACUUCAUGGGGUUCCCAUCAAGCGCUCCGCGUGGUCCCUUCGAGUCAGAUGUUAUCGUCGGCAUGAUCGACACAGGGAUCUGGCCCGAGUCCCAGAGCUUCGACGACGCUGGCUUUGGCCCGCCGCCCCGCAAGUGGAAGGGCACAUGUCAGUCCAACCACAACUUCACAUGCAACAAUAAGAUCAUUGGAGCUCGGUACUACCACCUUCAUGGAAAUAUAAGUGAUGAUGAGAUACCCUCCCCACGUGACAAUGAGGGCCACGGCACUCACACUUCCUCCACAGCCGCCGGCCGUCUUGUCACAAAUGCAAGCCUAGCAGGCAUUGCACAGGGAACUGCUCGCGGGGGCGUCCCUUCUGCAAGAAUUGCAGUUUACAAAGUCUGUUGGUUUAGUGGAUGUUCCGAAGUCGACAUUCUCGCCGCCUUCGAUGAUGCCAUCGCCGAAGGUGUCGACAUCAUCUCUAUUUCGAUUGGUGGUGGCGGGGACUACUUCCAGGACCCCAUAGCCAUAGGAUCUUUCCAUGCGAUGAAGAACAACAUUCUGACCGCGAGCUCCGCAGGGAACUCUGGUCCUACUAAUUCCAGCGUUGGGAAUUACGCGCCAUGGCUUCUUACUGUGGCAGCGAGCACCAUUGACCGCAAGAUCGUUGCACAAACUAAGUUUGGUAAUGGAGUAGAAUUUCAGGGAAUGGCAGUGAACACCUAUGGCUUGGAUGGAGCAAUGUAUCCUUUGAUAUUGGGCGAAAAUGCACCUAACAUUUCAGCAGGUGCCGACCCAUUCCUCUCAAGUUAUUGUGGCGUAGGAAAAUUGGACAGUAAAUUAGUGGAGGGGAAAAUUGUUAUUUGUAGUGGCAUUGGCGACGGCUUGGGGCCGCAGCUUGCAGGGGCGGUUGGAGCAAUCAUGCCGACAAUGGGUGCUAAUGAUGUCUCUUUCGAGUUUUCGCUUCCUGUGUCAGUGUUGGGAUCAGACGGCACCGAACAAGUUUUAAAUUAUGCCAACAAAACUCGCAACGCUACGGCGAGUAUCUCAAAGAGUGAGGCUGUGUUCGAUGCGGCAGCGCCAUAUGUGGCAUCAUUUCGCGGUACAAAUCCUACCACCCCAAAUAUACUGAAGCCGGACCUAACAGCACCAGGGGUGGACAUUUUAGCAGCAUGGUCUCCACUUGGCGUAGAGAAACUCGGAGUUCCUUAUAACAUUAUAUCGGGUACAUCCAUGGCUUGCCCGCAUGCCACUGGGGCUGCUGCCUAUGUCAAGUCAUUUUAUCCAACUUGGUCUUCAGCUGCCGUAAAAUCUGCUCUUAUGACCACUGUAACAGCCUAUGUGAUGAGCUCAACUAAGAAUGUAGACGCAGAAUUUGCCUAUGGAGCAGGUCACAUAAACCCACUCGCAGCUUUGAAUCCUGGUCUAGUCUAUGAUGCUCAAGAGAUAGACUACAUUAAAAUGCUAUGCGGUGAAGGUUAUAGCACCAAAAAUUUAAGACUUGUCACGGGAGAUCAGAGCAGUUGCACCUCUGCAAAUAAUGGAACAGUGUUAGAUCUCAACUAUCCAUCCUUCGCUUUAAAAACACAGCAAGGAAAAUCUUUUUCAACAUCCUUCCAAAGAACAGUCACAAAUGUGGGUGUGCCAAAUUCCACUUACAAGGCUAUAGUGAACGUUCCUCCUAGUCUCAAAGUCAGUGUUGAGCCGAAUGUAUUAUCAUUUGAAGCUUUGUUGGAGAAGAAAUCAUUUUCAGUCCAGCUUGACGGAGAUGCUACAAAGACCCUUAUCUCAGCCACUUUGACCUGGAGUGAUGGUGCUCAUGCUGUCCGAAGUCCGAUUAUCGUGUAUAGUUAUUAA
Phalaenopsis equestris is the source of this 2604-nucleotide messenger RNA. Its product is annotated as cucumisin-like. Lineage: Eukaryota; Viridiplantae; Streptophyta; Magnoliopsida; Asparagales; Orchidaceae. Gene Ontology annotation, biological process: proteolysis. The record is from RefSeq and is a predicted model, not a curated record. Gene Ontology annotation, molecular function: serine-type endopeptidase activity.